AUGAACAAAUUUAUUUUUUAGAUGAAAAGCUAUUACGUUCAAGAAUUUUUGAAUGUAAAAGAAACUUGGAGGAAAUCUUUUAAAAUAGCUGUUGUGAUUUUGUUGAUUGAAAAUAUUCAAAUGCUGUCAAUUUAUACUUAGAAACUAAAUGAGUUUGAAUAUGAUUAGUUUUUAAACCAUAUCAGAAAUUUUAUAGAUUACUUUAGGUCAAGUAAUAUUAUAUAUAUUAGAUUUUACAUGAUAUUAGGAAAUUCGAUCAACCUUAGAAUUAUAUUUGUUAUUUUUGGAUUUCUAUUGUAAAGCAUACUCAUUUUACUACUGCUGUGCUAGAUUUUCAAAUUGAAGGUGCUUAGGAUGAAAAACCAAGGCCUGUAAUUUUUGGCAAUUGAACAAGUAAAACUAAAAUAACUAAAUAAGAAUCUCGAAACAAUAGCUGAGUAGAAUCAUCUAAUAAAUAUUAUAUUGUCCUUCUUUUUCUAGAUUCAUCAUGGAUUAUUGUAAAUCCCAUUACUCUUUUGUGGAUUCAGUUUAGUUACUGAAUUAUUCAAUUUUUAAAAUUACUCUUAUUUCGAAUUGGCUGGGUUCAUCUUUGCCAUAAUAACUAUCGGUGAAUAAAUAACAAUAGGAUUAUUAAUAAAUUUGCAUUAGUUUGAUCAUCGAAUGAAGAACUACGACUAUUUGGGCAAAUUUUAGUCAUAAAAACUGCAUCUACUUUAUGCAUUCUAAUUAAUAGUCAUAUUUUUGUCUGGUAUUCAAGCAUCAGUCUUACUUGUUUAAUUGUUUGGAAUAAUCAAAUCAGUAAUUUAAAUCCUUUGCGAUUAUCAUUAAUAAAUAUUUAUAGAUUAUCGGAUAUCAAGAUUGAAUCUGAGAAUUGUUGUUUUUACAAUAAUCUAUUAAUUGCUCUUGAUAAUAUGCCAAUAUGGUUAACCAGCCUUAAAAAUUAGCAUAGUGCUAUUGAUAUUGGUAUGUUAUCCCCCUUUGAUAUUUCUGACAAAUUAAAUUUUAAUUAGAUAAGAUUUGAAAAAUACUAACUAUUAGCCAAGAGAUUUGGAAAAGUACAUUAGAAGAUUGCAUAUAAUCUUCAAAUAAUAAGUGGAACUGAAAAAACAAUAAAGACUGCUUGAUCCAAAAUAAUCACUAGAAAUUUACACAUUCAUCUCAAAACAUUUGAGAGAAUGUAAAAUGUAAAGAGAAAGAAAGAUGUUGAAGAAUAUCAAGCUUAAAUAUAAGUGUUUUUGUCAAGACUUUUUUCUUGGAAUUGAUUCCUUUUAAAGUUUGGAGUCUAUGAAACAAUUUGCAAAAGGAUUGAUUGGAUAAACACUUGAAGAUGAGAUCAUUGAAAAAUCAAAUACUAACCUAUUGUUAAUUUACAUAUACUUUUUAGUUUAAAUAAAAAAAGUGCCAACCUAAGCAAUCUAUGAAGUUAUUAGAUUCUCUAUGGUUGAAAAAGAAUAACCUCUAAAGUAAUAAGCAAUUGUACAUAAAUUGAAACAGGAUGCUUUAUAAAAGUUUAGCGAAUUAGUAAAAAAAAAUGAUUUAGUGAAUCAAAAGUUUGUGUUUAAGAAAGUCUAUCAAUAUGAAGAAUCACUCAAUGUUUUGAAAUAAAAUUUAUGUUUAGUUGUUAAAGAAGAAAAGAAGGAAUUUUAUGGUUGUAUUCUUACUUAGAUUAUUGACAUUGAUUUGCUUUUAGAUAUUGGAUUUAAGUUAAUUAAAAAUAUUAAAAUCCUUGAGAAGUAGUUUUAAUUACUAUUUAAAACAAAUCCUUAAAAUAAUGAGUGUGAUACCAUUUUUAACAUAUUCCACAAAUAUGUCCACUAUAAUAAAUUCAGGCCAAAAUUGUAUAGAAGAGAAGGUCAAAUAAUGAUGCAAUUUUUAUAAUCAGCAGAGAAGAUAAUUUAUGAUCCAGGUAGCUGUGUGAUAUAAAUAACCUUAUUGUAACCAAGAGGAAAUGUUAUCAGAUACACAAGGUCAUUUUAGAAGGCUAUUGGGUUUAAGGAUGAGGAGAUUUAAAAUCAGAACAUAAACAGAUUUAUGCCUCAAAUAAUAGCAAAUGAUCAUGAUUUGUAUCUGGAUAAUUUUGUUGAGAGAGGCAGAAUAAAUGUAGUUAAAACUGCUGUGAGAGUGAUCUUGGGAAAGACCAAGUCUUAAUUUGUAGUUCCAAUCAAUACUAGAUUAAGAAUAGAGGCAAGUCCAACCGAAUUUGGAGCUACUGCUUUAAUAACCCCAGUAAAUUUGACCUAUGGUUAUAUGAUGUUAAAUGAAUAAGGUUAGAUUGAAGAAUUGACUUAGAAUUUAUUUGAGAGUGUUUUUGAGAAACAUUUAGGAUUAGAACUUAGUUAACUCAAAGGAUUAGAUUGUUUGGUUUUCAUUCCUGAAUUAGCAAAGAUUUGGAAUAGUCUAUUCGAUGAACAUUUUGAUAGACUAGACAAAAGAUUUGAUUGCUAAUUAAUUCUUCCAUUGAUCACUAAAUAAAUGAGUAGGAGUCUCGUUCGAUCAAGAUCUAAUAUAUUUUCUAGAACAACUAGUCAAUCAAAAAUUGCUAAAUCAUUUGAAAGUCUACCUCAUGAAAAUGUGGUUUAUUAGAUUUCUGUCCAUUUAAUGAGUCUAAUAACUAUAAAUCUUAGAUUAGUUAUUGUUGAAAUCCCUGAAUUUAAAUAAUUAAUGAAUCAAAAGAUAACCAGUAGACAACUAGUUCAAUUAAGAAAUAGAUCAUCAUAAUUAAUUAACAUUUCUACACAGAAUGAAAUUCCAACUCAAAAAACAACAGAUCUUUUACUCUCUUCAUUGAAUUCUCCUCCUGGAUGUGGUCCUCUAAAUGAAUGCGAUUUGGAAUAUGAGAAUUUGAUAGAAGAUAUUAAGAUGAUUGAAGAACUAAGGAACUAAUUAGCAACCAUUAAUAUUAAUAGCACAGCUCAAAACAAUCAAAAAGAUCCCUUUUUAUUACAAAAUAGUGAAAAUUAACUUUAAGGAAGAAUAAUAGAUUUUCAAAAUGAUCCUUCAGAAAAGAGUAAUGAUUUUAGCGAAGCAGAAUCUGAUAUCAAAGAUAAUGCAUAAGAGUAGCAAAAUGUGCAAUAUAAUAAUGGUUCAGUAGGGAGUCGAUCAUCCUAAAAUAACACUACUGCACUUAAAAGGUAAAUUAAAGAUUGUCUAUCUGAUUCUAAGGGAUUGACUGUAAGAACGAAACUAUUUCUGCUAUUCGUUUAUGUAUUAAUAUUGUCAGGAUUUUUGAUUAAUUUCCUGAUAUUGUAUUUUAAUUUUGAGAAAAUACACUAAAAUUAAAACUAUGAAAAUUUACCCUUCCAAUUCUCUUACUAUUACAAUGAAUUCAUUAUUGAUUAAUCUUAUUUAGAUGAGGUUCAAUUUAGUUUUAAUCAAUUAAGUAGAAUAGCCUUCUAAUAUUUCCUAAUUAACAUUAAAAAUAUUGACAAAACUAUAGUUUUGUUACCUCAUAUUAAUAUUGUCAGUAACCUAACUAUGGAAAGUAGAACAUUGAAUAUUGUGUCUCAGCUUACAAAAGUGUUGAAUAUGAAUGAUUAAAUCAAUUAUUCUGAAUUCUAUAACAAUACUGAUGCUUUCAAUAUUUAGAUUAAUGAAAUUUAGAACACUGAUUCAACCAAAAACCUACUCAGUUUAUCAGUCUUGUAAUUUUUAUAGUUUUAAAUCUUAGUGUAAUUGUCGAAUAGAUAAUCUUAUUGA
Molecule: messenger RNA, 3696 nt
Organism: Paramecium tetraurelia
Lineage: Eukaryota; Ciliophora; Oligohymenophorea; Peniculida; Parameciidae
Exons: 6
Source: RefSeq, a predicted model, not a curated record